Molecule: messenger RNA, 706 nt
Organism: Lingula anatina
Lineage: Eukaryota; Metazoa; Brachiopoda; Lingulata; Lingulida; Lingulidae
Product: protein kish-B-like
Source: RefSeq, a predicted model, not a curated record
GCAAGUCAUCGUAUUUCCGCUUCCGCGCCAUGUUGGAGUUUAUUUCUAGUGUUGUGAGGUAGAUCUUAAAAUCAUGCAAGAUAUCUGAUCCUGUUUUUAUUAUAUAUAUCUGCAGGCGUGAAGAUGACGAAUGCCUAUUCUUUUGACGGUUUACUGGUGUUCAGCGUCCUGGUCAUAUGCACAUGUGGUUACAUGAGGAGGGUGCCUCGCAUCAAGCAGUGGUUCCUCUCUGAGAAGAAGGGAUUCCUGGGAGUGUUCUAUAAAGCCUCUGUGAUAGGAACAAGACUCCACAUCCCUGUGGCAUUGACAUGUAUUCUGAUGGCAGUCUAUUUAUUACUAUUUAAAUAAGCCACAUCUGGAGCAACAUGGAAGAAAUGCAUAAUAAUAUUAAGAAGUGGACCUUAAAAUAUUAUAGGAUUGUCCAUUCCAUGUUGACAGCUUGAAGAGAGUCUGCCAGAAAAGUGUAUGGACAUAAAGGAAAACCUUGUGAAACAAAAAUGGCCAUGCAUUUAUUACUAUUCAGGUUUCAUGAACUAGCCUACUAGUAGUGUGGCUAUUGUUUUCUGAUUUUCAAGGUGAUGGUGGGUUGAAAGAGGUGAACAGCAUUUGAAGGGAGAAGACUAUGCUGUCGCCAUCUAUUGUUGGACCAUUGGAAGAAAGUGGUUAAAAAAUACGACAUGAAGAUGUAGUAAAAUGGAUGUUUAUU